Schistosoma margrebowiei is the source of this 3094-nucleotide messenger RNA. Lineage: Eukaryota; Metazoa; Platyhelminthes; Trematoda; Strigeidida; Schistosomatidae. The record is from the annotation of a GenBank genome assembly.
AUGUUUUUCGAUGUAGCGAACCGUUUGAUUUUCAUUCUACUUGGAACCAUAUGGAUGAUAUAUCAGUUAUACAAUAAACAAACACCACAAACAACUCAUUCACCAACUGAUCAUAUCAGUACUGAACGAAUUGUUAGUAAGACAGAGAAUGUCACUCACCCAAUGUUCACUGUAGAAGAUGUCCACAGAAUAGGAAAUGAAACAAGAAAAACCACAUUGAAGAUAGUUCAGUCAUCUGAUAAACAACGACCACAGACAACUCAUUCACCAACUGAUCAUAUCAGUACUGAACGAAUUGUUAGUAAGACAGAGAAUGUCACUCACCCAAUGUUCACUGUAGAAGAUGUCCACAGAAUAGGAAAUGAAACAAGAAAAACCACAUUGAAGAUAGUUCAGUCAUCUGAUAAACAACGACCACAAACAACUCAUUCACCAACUGAUCAUAUCAGUACUGAACGAAUUGUUAGUAAGACAGAGAAUGUCACUCACCCAAUGUUCACUGUAGAAGAUGUUCACAGAAUAGGAAAUGAAACAAGAAAAACCACAUUGAAGAUAGUUCAGUCAUCUGAUAAACAACGACCACAGACAACUCAUUCACCAACUGAUCAUAUCAGUACUGAACGAAUUGUUAGUAAGACAGAGAAUGUCACUCACCCAAUGUUCACUGUAGAAGAUGUCCACAGAAUAGGAAAUGAAACAAGAAAAACCACAUUGAAGAUAGUUCAGUCAUCUGAUAAACAACUACCGAUAUUUAUUCGUUCACCAUUAAAUGAAAUUGAUUCACAAGGAAAUGUUUUUCGACCAAAAAUAGUCACCAGUAACGACUUUUCUGUUGAUUAUGAUGUCCAAGACAUAAAAAUUGAAACUGAAGAACGAAACUAUGAUAUGGUUUUAGACAUUUUAUUGACACGAACAAAUGCUCAACGCCAGCAAGUUGCAAAUCAUUAUAAGAAAAUCUUUAAAACCUCAUUAUUGAAUGAAAUGGAUAAUGUUGAACCGAAUAAUUUGAAACUAUUACUUCAAGAUCUAUCAACAGAUACAUCAGUUUUAUUUGCUGAAGAAUUGUAUAAAGCAAUAUAUACAUCAAAUUUACAAAUGACAACUAGUUUAUUGAUGGAUUUAUGGGAAAAUGAAUUUGAUCAAGUGGAAAAUAUUUAUAAAUUAUAUUCGAAUGAACCGAUUUGGAAGAGUAUAGAAAAACGAUUUGGAAAAUCUACACAAGAAUUUAUACAAUGUGUAGUUGAAACAAGAAAAGUUAAAAUUAAAGAACAGCUAACGGAAGGUGAUGUUUAUAAGCCAAUAGUUAAUAUGAGUGAAGUUAAUAAAACGUUUCAUGUUUUGUUAAAACAAAUGAAUUCAAUGGAACAUAAUCAGCAACAGUUAAGUAAUCUUCUGUGUAAACUUAAUCCAUUUCAAAUAGAUGAAUUAGAUAUGAUGUACCAACGAGAUUUCAAGAGAAAGUCCUCUGAACUGAUUGAACGUGGAUCAACUGGUGAAAUGCAUGAUUUAUUAAUGUCAUUGUAUACUUAUUCUGUUAUGAAACCAACGUAUUUUGCUACAUUAAUUCAUGAUGCACUUUAUAAAGAACCUAUCAAUACGUUAACUGCUCAACGUUUGCUUAUUUUCCGUUCAGAAAUUGAUUUACAAACAGUAUGUGAUUUAUAUGAAGCGGAAUAUGGAAUCAAUUUGUCAGAUGAUGUAAAACAGAAGUAUUUCAAUGGACAAGAUAAUGCUUUGACAGUUCUUUUAAGGAUGCGACAAUCAAUUAUCUUUUAAUCUUCAUAGUAGUUGUUCCUUUAAAGGAAUUUUUAUUAAACAUUAUACUGUUCUUUUUAAAUCUCUAUAUUGGUUUCUUAAAAACAGAAUGAUUUAAAUCACUUAACAGUUAUUUGCUUUAACUAACUUAUUCAUUCCGGAAUCUUGUGUUAUUAUGCUAAGCAACCUAAAUUAUAAUUAGAACAAGUGAUUAACCACACACAAUGCUAAUUUUUCAUAUUUAUUUGUUUUGUACAAUGGAUAUGCUGGACAUUUUUCGUUUGAGAUACAUCUUUGUAUGUUGACUACAGUUUUAAUUUUGUCACACAUAAUCUGCUAGUGAAUAAACUCUUUGCUGUACGUAAGAUAGAAACCAUAGGCGCAAGACAUGUGGAUUAUGAACUUAUUACUGUUGUGUAUAAUACUACUUCUGUUAGUGCAACGAGCUGAUGUCAGUUCGUGAUGAAAACCAUAAAUCUAAUUACUAACCCUUAACCAUUAACAGUAAAUCAUAUUUCCAGUUUCUCACCAUAUUUUAUAACCCUCAUUUGGUCCUAGUUUAUAUGUGGCAUUCUCAAGGUCACAUUAGCGUCGCUCAAAGGCCGUCAAUAAAUUAAAGUCUCACCCAGGAUAACGAAAAGAAAUAAUCAACGUGCUGUAGUUAUGCUUAACAUUUUGAAAGGCUUGUGGCCUCAAAAGCAUUUGAAUGGAUUAUAAAAACUCUGGCACCCUUACCAAAAACUGAUAAAACUAUCCAUAAAACGUACUGUUUCAUACAAUAAACUCUACAGUUGAUGAAUAAAUGUUAUGGUGUCAUACAAAAUAAAAACUUUUGUGAAAUGAUUGAAAUUGGAUUUGAAGAUAAUCUAUUUUGAUGCUCAAAUUUUACCACACUUUGAAUAAUUAUAUCAGAUUCUUUAGUGUACAAUAAUCCAGCAAAUUAAAACUGCAAUGUUGUCAAACAACGAAUACAAUUAUUUAAUAAUUUAUGGUAUGAAUAGUUUUAAUGUUCAUGUAUAUACCAUAUUAUUUACUUACACCCAUUACUCCCAAUGGAGCGCAGGACGCCGACCAGCAUUCUCCAACCCACUCUGUUCUGAGCCUUCUUUUCUAGUUCUAUCCGAUUGUUGUUCAUUCUUCUCAUGUCUAUGUCCGUUUUUCGGCUUAAUGUGUCUUUUGAUCUUGCUCUCCUCCUUUGGCCUCAAGUGUUCCAAGUGAGGUUUUGCCUUGUGACGUGGUUGGGUGCUUUCCUCAAUGUAUAUUCAGCACUUCGUCCUGAUUUCUUCCAGGUAUCAUUCCUUGCGGUUUUUUGGUACUUGUUCUUCAUCCCAAAUCUUGC